GCAGCGCAAUGCGUUCCCACGCGUAUGCAUGCUUUGACAAGUCUGACAGUAAAAAAUAGUGUAAAUAUAUAAACACCGAGGCGAUAAACACAAUUCAACGGUGUAGCUGUUGCAACAAUCGAUUCUACUGAAUAAAUUAUUCAGAGCUUAAGUCAAAAUUUUGUAUUAUUUAUCGGUUGAAAAAAAUAAAAUGGAAAUUUGUCGUUUGUGUCUAUUAAAUAACACGGACUGCAUAAAUAUUUUCAGCGUUGUAGCGCCGAAUAAAAAUGUGGCUGAAAUAAUUAGUAAACAUGUUGGUGAGGUGAUUGAAGCGGAUCCAUUGCCAAAUCACGUGUGCAUGGAGUGUUGGACAAAAAUCGACAACUUUCAUGAAUUCCAUACAAGCGUACAGACAGCUCAAGCCAGAUACUUGAACGAUUUCGUCAAAUACGAGCGUGAAACCAAUCACUUUGUUGAUGUUUUAGAACCGAUUCAUCUGAACAUAGACACUGCAACCGUAGAACCAAUCGAUGUACUGGCAUCGGUGAAUGAAGAACAAAAUGUGGAGUAUGAAACGUGCAAAUCGAUUUUCAUCGAAUCAAUGGAAUAUGCGGAAACAUUGGAAGAUGACUGUUCCAACACAACAAAACGAACGGAAUACGGAAAUGAAUCAGAUUCAGAUCCCGAAUACAGUAUUAGACAGACGCGUUCCAAAAACACAUAUUAUCAUACACACAAAAAGCAGUUCAUCUGUGAUAUUUGCUCGCAUACAUUAUCGUCAAAGCAGAAAAUUCUUGAGCAUCUACUGAGACAUGUCAAGUAUAUGUGCCCAAUUUGCUCCGAACGAUGCCCGCAUCGGAUUGCAUUGGACGCACACAUAAGGAGUGUACACUAUAAAGACAAAAUGGAAAGGUUGAAAAAGCAACUGGAUACAUUAACAAUGAACAAAGACAUCAUAGAGUUUCCAAAUUCGAACAAAAUUGAAGAGAUUCUGUCGAAAUAUUACGAUGCAGCCUGUGAUAUUUGUAGCGAGCACCUACCAGCAUCAUUGGAACAAAUUCAAGCCCAUCACGAUCAACAGCAUGCAAUGAAAUACUGCUACUUAAAAUGUUGCAACGGUUUAAAAUUGGAAACAAUUGAACAAGUCAAUGAGCACGUCAUAUUCCAUUUGUACCCAGAAUAUUACAAAUGUCAAUUUUGUGGUUCACGCUUUGUCCAUGGCAAUGUGCUGAAACGUUACGAUUUGGUUCGCAAACAUAUAGUUAGACACUUGACUGAUGCUCAGAAAAAUGCGUACAUAUGCAUCAUAUGCCGAGCAAGAUUCGCAUCAAACGAACUAUUGAACAUACAUCGAAAGUAUAAUCAUGGAAUCGAAUCAGAUUCAGAUGACUCAAACACUGCUGCGGAACAUAAAAAAUAUGAUUUGUCUGAUUUUUUCACGAUGCGAUGCGAUUUAUGCGAUGAUGUGCAAUUCGCAACAUUCCAAGAUGCAAAACAACAUUAUCGAAGCGCCCAUGAAAUCAACGGUUAUCUAGUGUGUUGUGAUAAAAAAUUCAUGAAACCCAAAACUAUCGACGAUCACUUCCGAUGGCAUAUUAAUCCAGAGUAUCUCAAAUGCCGAUACUGUGGGAAGUGCUUCAAUCAAAAGAUACACUUAACAGUGCACAUAUCAAAACAUAAAGCCGUGGAAGAAAAACGAUUUUCAUGUCCAAAAUGUCAUAAAGCAUUCCAUUGUAAUCAUUAUUUGAAAAAACAUAUGAAAAUGCACGAUGACAAGGUGAGGAAGAAAAUUCCCUGUUCGCAUUGCAACAAGCAAUACUCAACGGAACAAUCAUUGAACCAUCAUAUUCGGUAUGCGCACAGUCAGAAUCGAGAUUCGAAAGGUGUCAUUUGUGAGAUUUGCGGUAAAACAUUUGUAUCUCAAACGACUGUUAAAACGCACAUACGAUUCGUACAUUUGGAUGAUCAAAAGGAUCCAUCGAAACGUUCUCAAUGCACAAUGUGUGAUGCAUCAUUCAUCAACAAAUAUCGACUCAAGAAGCAUGUCGACUCAAUACACAUGGCUUUGCCGGUGAAAUGUGAAUUAUGUGAUAAAGUCGCUCCAAAUCCAGCGGCAUUGGUGUGCCACAUGAAAAGUGUUCAUGUUGCUCAGAAUUUUCAGUGUCAUUUAUGCGCAAAAGCAUUCAAAGCCGCUGCAGCACUUAAAGAUCACAUUGCAACGCACACGGGCGAAAAACUUUACAAGUGCUCCUUUUGUCCUGAAGCAUUCAUUUGGCGUCCAAAUAUGUAUUCACAUCAAAAGAAAGCGCAUCCAGAAGAAUGGAAAUCGAAAAAAAAUAUUUUAAAAUGAAUUUUUUUAACGAUUUUUGAAAAUUAUUACUAAAGAAACACAUGAACAAAGUAUAAACGGAAAUCGGUUUUCUCUCUUUGACUUUCGAAUGAAUCAUAGCAUUGGUAUAAGCAUUGCAUAAAUAGAUGGAAGGAAAAGCCGACUGGACUUUUGAAUUCAACACCAUUGAUUUCGCAAUAUAGGGACAGUACGUGUUCCCAACGUACAUAGUUUUUAUUGCAACGGCCAUACAUUUGCUCAUCGACAAGCAUUUUUUUUUACCUGAGUAUUUUUCAAUGCAUAUAAGUGGAAUAAUAUUGCAACUAUGGGUAUUCCCAUUGAUACGUAAUUGCAAGCACUGCAAAUGUGCCUACUUUUUAAACGAUCACUGAUUUUGACCGUUUACUCAUUUCGAGUGUGAACUUCGUAGAGGUCGCAUCAUAUUGUGUUUUUUUUUCUUCAAAGAAGACGAAAAAAAAAAAUUACUGCGAUCGAUACAUUUUGCAUUAAAUAAUUGGAAAAUAAAAAUUUCCACCAGAGACAUUCAUUUGGCUUGACGAGUUAAAAUGGAAAAGAUUCUGUUAUGCAUAGUGUUAAUUUUUCAUUGUGUCAAAACGGAUCGAGUCUAUCAGAGGGGAUGUCCUGCAGUAACACCGAUGUCUGAAUUCGACAUGGAGCGAUUUUUAGGUGUUUGGUAUCAAGUGCAACCCGAUCAAGAACCGACGGAGGAACAAGACCAACAUGAAUACCCAUCUUGUGAAUUCUAUACGGUGACGCACAGCAACGAAACGAGUCGAUUUGUUGUGAAUACACAAUUUGAAUUGUACACGGGUUUUGUUGAUGAAAAACCAGCCAAGUAUGAAACACACUCGACGAAUUAUUUGGAUGUGCUAGAAGAAGCAGCUAAAAUGAGUUACAAUCCACCGAAUUUGUCGGGUGGUCAAAUUAUCGAAUCAAAUUUCACCGUUAUUUCAACGGACUAUGAAUCUUACGCUGUCAUUUCAAACUGUGACAAAGAAAUAAAUGAUGGUGACGUGCAAUUUUCGCAACAUGCAACACUCUGGUCACGCACACGAGAUCUUGAAAAUGAUUUCGUUGACAACCUAUAUGAAAAUCUGGGUUCAUUUGAUUUCGAUCCAUAUGAUCUGAACAGUGUCAGUCAAACUGGUUGCAUCGAAGGCGCCACCAAACUCUUAAGCAUCAACCUUAACGAACAAACCGAAUCAUAAUUUGAAAAAAAACUAUUUAAUAUUUAUUAAAACUAAUUAAAUUAAAAAAAAUUCAAACAAAUUUUCUGUAUUUUUUACAUUUAAAUUGAAUAAAAAAUAAUAUGGAUUAUAGAAUAUCGGGAUGCGAAA
Messenger RNA from Sitodiplosis mosellana (orange wheat blossom midge), 3666 nucleotides. RefSeq names its product transcription factor grauzone-like. NCBI's taxonomy places the organism in Eukaryota, Metazoa, Arthropoda, Insecta, Diptera, Cecidomyiidae. Gene Ontology annotation, cellular component: nucleus. Bases 191 to 2329 code for a protein of 712 amino acids. The transcript is spliced from 14 exons. The record is from RefSeq and is a predicted model, not a curated record. Gene Ontology annotation, molecular function: zinc ion binding.